GUAUGAAAGAUUUCUUCAUUUCAGUUUGAGCAACGACUUCUAGCUCGUCGUUUACAAACAAUCGUUCAUUUAUCAGCUGCCUCUUUCGGCAGUGAGUCUCGAUAGGAAUUCUCGAUAUGUGAUCAGGCGCAACGAAAUUGCGCAUGCGCCGUCUCCUCGCCACCGGCACCAGGCGGGCACCGACUGGCACUUGGCUCGCUCGCUAGCUAGCUAGCUGCAGCUACUCACAUGGAGCUUUCCUAAACGACAUUCUUCAGUACAUAUUCUGCGUUGUUCUCUUUGCUAGCAAAGAAUAGCCGUUUUCAUAGUCUGCUAAGUAAGUCAAUAAUUGUUAAAUGACACUUGAACGACAACUACCGUGGGCUGGCAUGUAGUUAGCCAUUCCGCUACAACCACGGGGCGUUUUAUUAUUAUUAUUAUGAUGAUGAUUUCAAUUUGUUAGAAAUAGCAAUAGCAUUGUGUCAGUUAAGCCGCUGUGUUUUGAUAUGUCACCUCGAUAUCUCUGUAGCAGUUGAUUUGCCAGCCUGUUCCCCUCUCAGCAUGGCUGAAGACUCGAUGGAAAUCGAUGACUCUCUUUACAGUCGCCAGCGUUAUGUGUUGGGAGACAGUGCAAUGCACCAGAUGGCCCAGUCCGCAGUGUUUCUCAGCGGAAUGGGAGGGCUGGGAAUAGAGAUAGCAAAGAAUAUUGUCCUGGCUGGCGUGAAGGCUGUCACCCUUCAUGACAUAAAGCAGUGUGAGACCUUUGACCUUGGCUCCAACUUUUUUAUUCACAAAGAGGAUGUGUUGAGCCAGCGGAAAAGGGCAGAGGCGGUUUGUCCUCGAGUUGCGGAGUUGAACCCCUAUGUCCAUGUUGACACAUCCACCUCUCCUCUGGAUGACAACACCGAUCUCAGCUUUCUCCUAAAAUAUCAGUGUGUGGUUCUGACGGAAGCAAGACUGAGCCUUCAGAAGAAAGUGAACGAGUUCUGCCACUCGCAGCGCCCCCCCAUCAGAUUCAUUGGCUCUGACACGUAUGGCAUCUGUGCGCGGGUGUUCUGUGAUUUCGGAGACGGGUUUGAAGUGUCCGACCCCACAGGGGAAGAGCCCAAAGACAUUUUCAUCCAAAGCAUCACUCGUGAUAAUCCUGGUGUGGUAACCUGUCUGGACAACCAGCCUCACGGGCUCCAGAAUAGCCAGAGCGUCGUCUUCAGAGAAGUCAAUGGCAUGGUGGAACUCAACGGCACCUCACGAAAGGUUUCAGGUAUUUGGAAUAUUUCUGGCAAGAUUUCUUUUUCUGCACAAGCUGUCAUGAUAAUGAAGGUAAGUGAGAAUUGUAUGUUCUUGUAUUUGUUUCUAUGGUUAGUCCUUUCCCCUCACAGUUUUGCAAUAGGAGACACAUCCCAUCUACAAGCAUAUGCACACGGAGGUUUCUUUGUCCUUGUGAAAACCCCCAAAAUGUACACAUUUGAAACACUCGAGAGACAGUUGUGGGAUCCUCAGGUCUUGACUCCAGACUUCAGUAAACCAGAGGCACCACUACAGAUCCAUGCUGCCAUGUUUGCUCUGGAAACCUUUCAGGAACAGCACAAUAGAUUUCCCAACGCUGGCAGCUGUUUACAGGACGCUGAGACGUUACUGAAGUUAACCGAGGAGGUGAAUGCAACACUCAGGAACAAAGCUGCUGUGAAUGCAGAGUUGGUGCAAUGGCUGGCGAGGACGGCGAGGGGGACCCUUCCUCCAUUAGCGGCUGCCGUAGGAGGCCUUGCCAGUCAGGAGGUUCUUAAAGCCAUCACAGGGAAGUUUGCACCCCUGCAGCAAUGGUUUUAUUUUGAUGCCAUUGAGGUAGUGAAGCCACUUCAGUCUGUCUCUGCUGAUGAGUUUCUUCCUCGGGGAGAUCGUUAUGAUGGACUGCGAGCCUGUAUUGGUGAAUCGUUGUGUGGGGAGCUGCACAAGCUCAGGGUCUUCAUGGUGGGCUGCGGUGCCAUAGGCUGUGAAAUGCUGAAAAACUUUGCCCUGCUUGGAGUGGGAUUGGCUCAAACCUCGGGAGAGGUGUGUAUCACAGAUCCGGACCUCAUCGAAAAGUCCAACCUGAAUAGACAGUUUCUUUUCAGACCACAGCAUAUACAGAAGCCAAAGAGUACGACAGCGGCAAAAGCCACUCUGCAGAUUAACCCAGACCUGCAGCUGGACGCUCACCUCAACAAGGUGUGUCCCGCUACGGAGAGCAUCUACAGUGACUCCUUCUACGCACGCCUGAACCUGGUGGUCACCGCACUGGACAAUGUGGAGGCCCGCAGAUACGUGGACAGCCGCUGUGUAUCCAAUCAGAGAGCACUCCUCGACUCUGGGACCAUGGGAACUAAAGGACACACCGAAAUCAUUGUGCCAAAUUUGACUGAGUCCUACAAUAGCCAUAGGGACCCCCCAGAAGAGGAAAUCCCCUUCUGCACCCUCAAGUCUUUUCCUUCUGUCAUAGAGCACACCAUCCAGUGGGCCAGGGACAAGUUUGAGAAUGCAUUUGCCCAGAAGCCCUCCAUGUACAACUCUUUCUGGCAGACCCACACAUCGGCUGAAUGCGUGCUACAGAGGAUGCAGGCGGGUGAAAGUUUGGAGGGCUCAUUUGAAGUCAUUAAACUGCUUAACAGGCGGCCGCAUUGUUGGGAACAGUGCAUAACCUUGGCUCGGCUUAAAUUUGAAAAGUAUUUCAAGAGAAAGGCCUUGCAACUUCUGCAUGCUUUCCCACUGGACACGAGGUUAAAAGAUGGAAGUUUAUUUUGGCAGUCCCCCAAAAGACCACCAGCUCCCAUCGAUUUUGACUUAAAAGACCCCCUGCACUUCACCUUUAUUGUCAGCACGGCCCGGCUCUUUGCUGGCAUUUACAACAUUCCUUACUCAGAGAAGGAUCUUUGUGAACAGGCGGUGGCUGAAAUCCUCUCCCAUCUGAAGAUCCCCGAAUAUCAACCCUCGGUCAAAAGUAUUGAGACAGAUGAGGCGGCAAAGAAACCUGAUCAGUUGAAGAUGCCUCUUAGCAGCGAAGAGGAGAGAGCGGCCAUCAGGCAACUGCAGCACGCCAUUGCUGGCGACGUUGUCAAAGCAGCCAGGUUGCGGAUGUCGCCGCUGGAGUUCGAGAAGGACGACGACCGCAACGGCCACGUGGAUUUCGUCGCGUCCGCGUCCGCCCUCAGAGCCAAGAUGUACUCCAUCGAGCCCGCCGACAGGUUGAAGACCAAACGCAUCGCCGGCAAGAUCAUCCCCGCCAUCGCCACGGCGACGGCCGCUGUGGCCGGACUGGUGGCCCUGGAGCUGAUCAAGAUAGUUGGGGGCUUUGGCUUUGAAUCUUUGAAAAACUGCUUUUUCAACUUGGCCCUCCCCGUAGUGGUCUUCACUGAGCCGGCGGCUGUCAAACGGGCUCUCAUCAGGGAGAACAUCUACUUUUCCAUCUGGGACUGCUGGACUAUCAGCGGCCACGAGGACUUCACCUUGUCCGACUUCAUGAAUGCAGUCAGGGAGAAGUACGGAAUUGAACCCACGAUGGUUGUCCACGGUGUGAAGAUGCUCUAUGUGCCUGUGAUACCAGGACACACAAAGAGACUUAAACUGACGAUGCAGAAGCUGAUCAAGCCGUCGGCGGGCCGCCGAUACGUGGACCUCACGGUUUCGUUUGCUGCGGAGAGAGCCGAAGAGGAAGACCUGGCCGGUCCUCCCGUCAGGUACUUCUUCAGCCGCGACGAACACGCGCCCUGACGUGGUACCGCGUCCUGUCUCCUUCAUGUACGCCGUCGGAAUGACCAGGAAGCCGUGCCGGGCGGCGCACGCCGCCACUUCGGCCUUGGUUCCUGUUUUUUUUUUUUUUUUCCCCCUCUGAUCCAAGCAGACGAACAUGAAGGUUCCUGGGUAGCACUUAACUGUACAUACAGUGUGUUCUCUCCUGGUUUUUUUCUUUUUUUUCUUUUUACUCUGAUGAUGAAGUGGACAGCGCCCCCUGUGCUGAUGCCUUAAUCAAGACCCCUUUUUGUUUGUGGUACUAAAGCCUGUUUAAAAAAAAACAAGUGUUUACAGAAUCAUGUGCACUCCAUACACAGCCCCAGUUUUCUCAUUCGUGACCAGUCGUUGGCGAUUGCCCCAUUUAAGGACGGUCAAGUUUGGUUUCGAGGUGGAGAUGCCGCCGAAGAUGCCCGUUAUUUCCCCCCGUUCAACAAAAAGCCUUUACCCACACUUGCAAAUGAAGUCAUUGGGCGUUACUGUUGUUUCAUCCUCCUCUCAUCUAUGCAUACUUCGUAGUUGUAGUUGGACUUCAACGAACACAUCUUCAGCAACAUUUUCUAGAUUUUUUUUAAUUUUUCCCUCCCCCCAGGGUUUCUGUUUUUCUGGGUGUGCCAAUGUUGCGUUCCUGACUCGGUGUCUGUUUUUGUCGUGAGGACGGACUAUCAGGUUAAAGACGUUGGUAGUGUUGCACCUCCGUUGGAAGAUUUCCGAGAAAUAUUUUGAAGAAAAAUAACCUGGUGCUGAGUUCCACCUCCACACACCAACAUGCGUUUCCUUACACGUUUUAUUGAAAAAUGUCUGUUCCACAUGAUGAUUUGCAGUCGACGUCCACAAUCUCAAAACAAAACACAAUGAGUAAUGUUGAUGCUAUUAUCAGUAGUUCAAUAAAAAUGUGAGUUUUCAGGCU
This is a messenger RNA of Phycodurus eques (leafy seadragon), 4651 nucleotides long. It is a transcript of the gene uba6, whose product is annotated as ubiquitin like modifier activating enzyme 6. NCBI's taxonomy places the organism in Eukaryota, Metazoa, Chordata, Actinopteri, Syngnathiformes, Syngnathidae. The record is from RefSeq and is a predicted model, not a curated record. The transcript is spliced from 30 exons. Gene Ontology annotation, biological process: protein sumoylation. The coding region runs from base 541 to 3723 and encodes 1060 amino acids. Gene Ontology annotation, cellular component: SUMO activating enzyme complex; cytoplasm. Gene Ontology annotation, molecular function: SUMO activating enzyme activity.